Astrephomene gubernaculifera is the source of this 1108-nucleotide messenger RNA. The record is from the annotation of a GenBank genome assembly. Lineage: Eukaryota; Viridiplantae; Chlorophyta; Chlorophyceae; Chlamydomonadales; Astrephomenaceae.
AGCUGGCGGGGCGGCGAGUGCGGCAGCUGCUGGCGCUGCGGCUGGACACGGGCGGCAGCGGCGGCAGCAAUAGCAGCAGCAGCAGCAGCAACACCUCGGGCGGUUUACCCUCCUCCUCUUCCGCUUCCUCCUCUCCUUCCGAUCCCUCUGGUCCUCUUCCUUCCGGCGAAGAGCGGGGCGGCAGUGGCAGCGCUGGUGCCGCCAGUGCCGGUGGUGCCGGUGGUGGUGGUGGUGUUAGCUGCUGGCGGCCGCUGAGCCGCUCCGUGCUGCUCUGUCAGGCCUUCGCCAGCCAGGUGAUAGCGGGGCAGUGGUUGCGCAACGGAGAUGACGUCAUACGGGAGGUGUCGUACCUGCUCCACUACCGCGAGUUCACCGACCUGGAUCUGCUGGUUACUCAGUUGUGGAUGGCCUCCGAGCAGCCCCCCGUGGCGCUGUACGGCACCCUGGCGGCGCUGGGCGGAGGGGAGCUGCUGCGGACGGCAGGUGUGCCUCCCCCUGCUGCUGCCCCCUCCGCCUCCCCCCGGCUGCCCCCCUCCGACUCCUCUUCCUCCGACCCCACCACCGCCGCCGCCGCUGCCCUGCAUGCGCUGGUGUGCCUGCUGCGGGAGCGGGGGGUGUCGGGGCUGGGGGCGGAGGAGAGGCUGAGGGGGCUGCUGGUGCAGUGGUUGGCCCUGCGCGACUGGACGUACAACCACCUGGUGGAGCAGCUGCCGCCCGACCUGCAGCAGCACCCGCAGCUGGAGCAGGUGCUCUCCGAGGUGUCCAGCUACCGCGCCGCCAGCCUCUCCCAGGCGCGCCACUACUGCCUGCGCCGGGACGCCUGGCACCUCUUCUCCCCCCACUUCCACCACUACACACCACACAUGCGGUCCAAGGCGUGGGAGCGCGCGCUGCGGGAGGGCGGGCCGCCGCCGCCACCACCACCACCCGCACCUGCCGCUACGGUGCCUUCAGGGGCUGCUGGUGCUGGUGCUGGUGCUGGUGCUGCGGACAGCAGUGUCGUCAGCAGCAGGGGCGGUGGCUACCCGCCGCACUGGCAGCUGCGCCCGCCACGCCACCCGCUGCCGGCCUCGCUGGCCCCCCUGCAGCGGGUGCUGGGCACGGAGGG